AUGCUUCGUCCCAAGGCUUUGACCCCGGUGCUAAGCCAAGCUAACAAUGGAGGCGUCCGAAGCACCCUGCUGCUGAAUAAUGAGGGAUUGCUGCUGGCCUACUCAGGUUAUGGGGACACCGAUGCCCAGGUCACCGCAGCCACCGCCAGUAACAUCUGGGCUACCUACGACAGGAACGGGAACCACGUGUUUAAUGAAGACAAGCUCAAAUUCAUCCUCAUGGACAGCGUGGAGAGCCACGUAGCCAUCACCCAAGUGGCCAACCUUCUGCUGUGUAUGUGUGCCAAGGAGACCGUGGGCUUUGGAAUGCUCAAGGCCAAGGCCCAGGCCUUGGUGUAG
Messenger RNA from Otolemur garnettii (small-eared galago), 339 nucleotides. Its product is annotated as ragulator complex protein LAMTOR2-like. Gene Ontology annotation, biological process: cellular response to amino acid stimulus; positive regulation of TOR signaling. The coding region runs from base 1 to 339 and encodes 112 amino acids. NCBI's taxonomy places the organism in Eukaryota, Metazoa, Chordata, Mammalia, Primates, Galagidae. The record is from RefSeq and is a predicted model, not a curated record. Gene Ontology annotation, molecular function: molecular adaptor activity; guanyl-nucleotide exchange factor activity. The transcript has a single exon. Gene Ontology annotation, cellular component: Ragulator complex.